This is a messenger RNA of Camelus dromedarius (Arabian camel), 4320 nucleotides long. RefSeq lists its product as uncharacterized. Bases 470 to 940 code for a protein of 156 amino acids. Gene Ontology annotation, biological process: nucleosome assembly. Lineage: Eukaryota; Metazoa; Chordata; Mammalia; Artiodactyla; Camelidae. The record is from RefSeq and is a predicted model, not a curated record. Gene Ontology annotation, cellular component: nucleosome. The transcript has 2 exons. Gene Ontology annotation, molecular function: structural constituent of chromatin; DNA binding.
CUCACUUAGUUGUUGUCGGCAUGACAGCCACAUCCAAGCCUGACUGUUUGUGCAGAGACAAAGUUUUCUCAUUGGAUGCCCAUGGCAUGCAGUCUGCAGCCACCUGUACUCACAUCCCCUCCCAUCACCUGCCCCCAGGGCUUUAUUCCCCUUCUCUACAAAAAUUGCCCAGAACCAAAUGUUCACUCCUCUAGGAACCAUGGAGCACAGCAUGAAUGGUUCAAGGUCACCAUGUCCUAUUUGAGAUCGUCUUCCACGGAGACUAUCCAGUGAUAACAGAAUCAAGAUUGUUCUUUGUCUUCAUACUUUCUGUUUCUGCUCCUUUUUUUCCUGGAAUUCUAGGUUUCUCGCAGUACCAGAUACUAAAUAACACCCUGGGACCCAUAUAAAGUGCCACUAGUCAUGCUGGAAGUGCUCCCAAGAAGCAGAGAAAAGUCAUGACAUUACAAGGACAAGUGGAUUGCUUGACAUGUGCCUUAGAUUGAGGUCUGCAGCUGUGGCUGCCCAUCACUUCAAGAUAAGUGAAUCCAGCAUCAGGAUUAUUGUGAAGAAGAAGAAGAAGAAGAAGAAGAAGAAGAAGAAGAAGAAGAAGAAGAAGAAGAAGAAGAAGAAGAAGAAGAAGAAGAAGAAGAAGAAGAAGAAGAAGAAGAAGAAGAAGAAGAAGAAGAAGAAGAAGAAGAAGAAGAAGAAGAAGAAGAAGAAGAAGAAGAAGAAGAAGAAGAAGAAGAAGAAGAAGAAGAAGAAGAAGAAGAAGAAGAAGGAGAAGAAGAAGAAGAAAGAAGAAGGAGAAGAAGGAGAAGAAGAAGAAGAAGAAGAAGAAGAAGAAGAAGAAGAAGAAGAAGAAGGAAAAAGAAAAGGAAAUCCAUGGAGCCAUUGCUACAGAUACUAUAGCAGGUGUAAAAACAUCUACUUUUGCAAAAUAGUUUUUAUCUUGUACUGAAAAUACAGCUUUUAUUUAAAUGCAGGUUUGCUAUGAAAAAGUCAUACCUAUAGAAAAAGGGAAGUCAUUAAAUCACAAUUUAUAAGGAAGGUGAAGGAUCAAAAAUUGGGGAAUUAAGUGCCAGCAAAAGUGGUUUGAUCACUGUAGAAAGCAAUUUGGCUUAAAAAAUGUCAAGAUAACAGGAGAAGCAGCUUCUAUUGACCGAGAGGCAGCAGCAGAGUUCCCAAAUGCCAUUAGGAAAUCAUUGAGGAGAAAGGAUAUCUGCCUAAAUAGUUUUUUUUUUAAAUGCAGAUGAAUGUGCCAUAUUCUGAAAAAAAGUGUUACAAAUGACACUUGUUAGUAAGGGAGAGAAGUAGGCACUGGGAUUUAUGGGGUAGGCUAAACGCACUAUUUUGUGGAGUUGGAUGCAGUUGGAUUUAUGAUCAGGACUGCCCUUAUCUACAAAGCUGCUAAGCCCUAGCCUUGAAGGGGAAAAAUAAACACCAGCUGCCAGUAUUCUGGUUGUACAACAAGAAGCUUGGAAUGCGAAUCUCUUUUCUGGGUUGGUUCCAUUGGUGCUUUGUCCCUGAAGUCAGGAGGCAACUUUCCAGUAAAAGAUUGCCUAUUAAAGAUCUUUUGAUAUUGGACAAUGCCCCUGGCCACCCAGAAUCCCACGAAGAAGUGACAUCUUCAACAUUUAAGGUGUCAAACUGGUCUACCUGCUCCCAAACAUGACAUCUUUAAUCCAGCCUCUAGAUCAGGGGGUUGGUAAAGUGUUUUAAGGUGCAUUACACAUGGCCCUGUAUGGAAAGCAUUGUCAGUGCUAUAGAAUAGAACCCCAAAAGAACAUCAUUGACGUCUGUAAGGAUUACACCAUUGAAGAUGCCAUCAUUGUUACAAGAAAAAAAAAAAAAAAGGUUUGAAAGCGAUUAAGCCUGAAACAACAAAUUCCUGCUGGAGAAAACUAUGUCCAGAUGUUGUGCAUGACUUCACCGGAUUUAGGACAGAGGCAAUCAAAGAAAUCAUGAGAGACUGUGGAUAUGGCAAAAAAAAAAAAUGAGGGGUGAAGUAUUUCAAGAUAAGUAUCUUGGAGAAAUUCAAGACUAAUAGACACCACACCAGAGGAAAUAAGAGAGGACAACUUGAUGGAGAUGAAUGCUUCUGAACCAGUGUCAGACCAUGAGGAAGAAGACAUAGAAGAAGCAGUGUAGAAAACAAAUUGAUAUCAGGCAAUCAGACAGAGAAUUCUGAUUAUUUAAGACUGUGUUUGACUUAUUUUAUGGCAUGGACCUUUCUAUGGUAUGUGCACUGAAACUGGAAGAAGAAUUGGUACCAUGUAGCAACACUUUUAGAAAAAUGAAAAAGCGAAAAUUUCAGACAGAAAUGUUGAUGUAUUUCUGUAAAGUUGCACCGGGUGUGUCUGCAUCUCCUGCCUCCCCUACAUCUGCUUCCCAACCCAGAGACAGCAAGAUCAACCCCUUACUCUCCCUUCUCCUCCUCAGCCUACUCAGUAUAAAGACAGAAUGAAGGAGAGAGCAUGGUUCAAGUGGUAGAGUGUGUGCUUAGCAUACACAAGGUCCUGGGUUCAAUCCCCAGUACCUCCUCUUAAAAUAAAUAAAUAAGUAAACCUAAUUACUUCUCCCCUCCAAAAUAAAAUAAAUGAAUAAAUUUAAAAAAAAUGAAAACCUUUAAAAUGAUUCACUUCCACUUAAUGAAUAGUAAAUAAUCACCAUGCUGCACAAUUUAUAAACUUAUCUGUUGUGUAUGUGUCUGUGGGAAAAUCCACCCAUACAAAAAGAACCGUAUGAGAAGUUCAUAUGCCAUAAUCAUCUUUAUUGCCUAAACAUUCAUUGUGUAGAACAUUGUGCAAAAGUCUUUUAUUGAGGUGGAUAGUCUAUCCUUACACAGGCAUAAGGUGAGUGAUAAUCAAUAUAAAAUUAAUAAUUAGUUUUCUUAUUGUUUUAUAAUUUUGCUUUCAAAGUAUUACAUUACUGUACAGAAUGCCUCUCUCUGUCAUAAUUAGAGAAACCUAUCAUCACAAGUAAAUGGUUUUUUUUAAGAAGUAACAAUGUUUCCAAUAUUUUAUUAUGACUAUGACUAUAAUACUGAAUGCUAUAAACAUUUAUAAUGAUUCAUUCAUCAGUGUAUAUGCUAGGCUUCCAUGAAGCAAUCAUGCUGAUUACACUAGGAUACCAUAAAACAAUCACACUGUUGCUUUUUCUUUAUCAAUGCACAUUAUACCUAUAGAUAAAUAUAAAUUUCUUUUCCACAUUUUUGACAUCUAGUAUUAGUAAUCAGUAUCACAUCUACAGUGUUUUGUAUCAUACAAGACACUAUUGAUACAGCUACUGACAGAUGUACAUCUUGUAAACAGACAAGAUACACUUAUGGUAUCAAUAAAUAUAGUACUAUAAAUUAUUUCCCCUUCCUUAUGAUUUUCUUAAUAAGAUUUUCUUUCCUCUAGCUUACCUUAUUGUACAAAUACAGUACCUAAUAUAUUUAAUAUAUAUUAAACAACUAUUUAUGUUAUUGGUAAGAUCAACAGUAGGCUAUUAUUACUUAAGUUCUGGGGAAAGUCAAAAUUAUAUGCCAAUUUUUUUUUACUGUGCAGAAGGUCAGUGCUCUUAACCCCCACAUUGUUCAAGGGUCAACUGUCUAGUCUUAGAAAAGUAUAUUUGCACUGUGUUUGUCAAUAGGUUCCACUGAACCUUGCCAGUAUGGAGUUCUGUUACAUUUCAUUCUAGUUUAAGACAUCGGCGACCACACACUCCAUGUCAUCAAGAAGACAGUAUGGUAGCCCCAUCAUGUGAGGUUUUGUUUUCCAUAGUCUGUUACCCACUGUCAACCAUGGUCCAAAAAUAUUAAAUGAAAAAUUCCAGAAAUAACCAAUUCAUAAGUUUUAAAUUGCGCUGAGUGGUCAUCUAGGCUGUCAGAUCCACUGUCAAGGCAUCUCAGUGCUUGUGUUCAAGAAACCCUUAUUUUACUUCAUAAUUGCCCCAAAGUGCAAGAGUAGGGAUGUUGGCAGUUGAGAAAUGUCAAAGAGAAGCCGUGAAACACUUCCUUUAAGUGGAAGUGUGAACAUUUUCAACCUAAUAGGAAAAGAAAAGGAAAAACAACACAUGCUAAGAUUGCUAAGACCUGUGGUAAGAAUGAAUCUUCUUGCUAUGCAAUUGUAAAGAAGAAAAAUAAGUUGUGCAAGUUUUGCUGUCGAAAUUCAAACUGCAAAAGUUAUGGCCACAGUGUGUGAUAAGUACUUAGUUAAGAUAGAAAAGGCAUUAAAUUUAUAAGAUAUUUUAAGAGAGCAAGAGAGACCACGUUCACAUAACUUAUGUCAUUACUGUAUAUUGUUGUACUUGUUCUGUUUCUUUAUCAGUUAUUAUUGUUAAUCCCUUACUGUGCCU